AGACAAUCCUUCCACUCUAAUCACUCUUUCUACCUGCUUCUACUCUUGUCUUCAUUCGCAUCUGUCAUCAUGCCUUCCGGUUCGGUUCUUGUCACUGGUGGAACGGGCUACAUUGGCUCUUUCACCGCCCUUGCUCUCCUUGAGGCUGGCUACAAGGUCGUCGUCGCUGACAACCUCUACAACUCCUCCGCCGAGGCUCUUCGCCGCAUUGAGUUGAUCUCCGGCAAGAAAGCUGAGUUCGCUAAGGUCGAUGUCACCGACGAGGGCGCUUUCGACAAGGUUUUCGAGGCUCACCCCGACAUUGACAGCGUCAUUCACUUCGCUGCCCUGAAGGCCGUCGGCGAGUCUGGUGAGAAGCCUCUGGACUACUAUCAUGUCAACGUUUACGGAACUCUCAACCUCCUGCGCUCCAUGGUCCGCCACAAUGUCUACAACAUUGUCUUCUCCAGCUCGGCCACCGUCUAUGGUGAUGCCACCCGCUUCCCCAACAUGAUCCCCAUCCCCGAGGAGUGCCCUUUGGGCCCCACCAACCCUUACGGUAACACCAAAUUUGCCAUCGAGAACGCCAUCAUCGAUGUCAUCACGCCCAGCGAAGAGAGCCAGAAGUGGAACGGUGCUCUGCUGCGUUACUUCAACCCCGCUGGUGCUCACCCCAGUGGCAUCAUGGGUGAGGAUCCUCAGGGUGUUCCUUACAACCUGCUGCCCCUUCUUGCCCAGGUUGCUACUGGCAAGCGCGAGAAGCUCCUCGUCUUCGGUGAUGACUACAAGUCCCAUGAUGGCACUGCCAUCCGUGACUACAUUCACAUCCUCGACCUUGCUGAUGGUCACCUGAAGGCUCUUAACUACCUGCGCUCGAACAACCCCGGUGUCCGUGCCUGGAACUUGGGUACCGGCAGGGGCAGCACUGUCUACGAGAUGAUUCGUUCCUUCUCCGCCGCUGUUGGUCGCGAUCUCCCCUACGAGGUUGCUCCCCGCCGUGCUGGUGACGUCCUUAACCUCACCGCCAACCCCACCCGCGCCAACAAUGAGCUUGGCUGGAAGGCUGAGCGCACUCUCGAGCAGGCUUGCGAGGACCUCUGGCGCUGGACCAAGAACAACCCUCAGGGCUACCGCCAGGAGCCCCCUGCUGAGCUGCUGGAACAGCUGAAGAAAUAAAUUACUUUAAUCUAUGGAAAUGAUCUACCGGUGGAUGCUAGGAUCUAUGAUACGAAGGUGGAUGGACCAACGAAGUCGCCCCUCGAAUAGACACAAAAGCCCUGUAGAUUGGAUGACACGAAUUUCUUUUCUUGUUUCUUUUGU
This is a messenger RNA of Aspergillus nomiae NRRL 13137, 1299 nucleotides long. RefSeq names its product NAD-dependent epimerase/dehydratase family protein. The annotation marks the transcript as partial. Gene Ontology annotation, cellular component: cytosol. Gene Ontology annotation, biological process: beta-D-galactose catabolic process via UDP-galactose, Leloir pathway. Lineage: Eukaryota; Fungi; Ascomycota; Eurotiomycetes; Eurotiales; Aspergillaceae. Gene Ontology annotation, molecular function: UDP-glucose 4-epimerase activity. The transcript is spliced from 5 exons. The record is from RefSeq and is a predicted model, not a curated record.